Molecule: messenger RNA, 729 nt
Organism: Thlaspi arvense
Lineage: Eukaryota; Viridiplantae; Streptophyta; Magnoliopsida; Brassicales; Brassicaceae
Source: the annotation of a GenBank genome assembly
AUGACGGUUCAGUGCAUCAAAUCCCGCACCACCACUCAGCUAGCACAGGCUACCGUUGUCGUUCAGGGUUUUAUUCAUUCCGUCCAGUUGAUGACGACGGGAGAGGAAAACGGGAGUGAGUCGGAGGAGGAAGAGUGCGCUAUGGCCAGCACUCUCAAACUUGAUAAGCUGUGGGACUUCGAUUCAUCGGGCCAGAUUACCAUGUCAUCAAUUAUAGAAGUAGACACCGAUGACAUCCCACUAGACACGCUAGAGGAUUCUUUUAUCGGCGGGAAAGUUGUCCAUUCUCCACCCAUACAAUCCUCCGUCGUUAAAAGCAGGAAAAGGAAAGGGUUGUCCGUGCCGAAAGAAAAGCCUGUCGCUCCUGUGCGAGCCAAAAAACUAAGAGAAGGUCGUAACUCGGCAAAGGCAUCCAACGAAGGAGAUCCACAGCCCAUUACUGCUGACAGGAUAGCAGAGCUUAUAGACGCCGCCAUGAAGACGGUCCAAUCGAAGAUGGUCGACACACUGGCCUCGUCGAUGAUGGCAAUGGAGAGUAGGCUGGAGCGGAGUCUGAAUGACAAGAUGUCUGCCAUGCUCGCCCCGACAGGUCGGGGCACCAGAGCCGACCAUGUUAUUGGGCACGUCCUCAUAGAUAUAGCCGCAGAGCAUGAGACAGACGGGACGACUGAAAAAUUAGAUGGGCGUAACAUGCAGACCGACGAUCAGACCGGCACUAAAGAACCAUAG